AACAAGCCGAAAAGUUAGAAAAUUACCUCAAAAAUAAGGGAGUGAAAAUAAUUACUUGUGAAUUAGUCGGACAGGCUGAAUAUUUAGCCCAUAAUUUAGGAAUAGAGUAUGUGCCAGUAGGAAAUCAUUAUCGGAAUAG
This is a messenger RNA of Ambispora leptoticha, 139 nucleotides long. NCBI's taxonomy places the organism in Eukaryota, Fungi, Glomeromycota, Glomeromycetes, Archaeosporales, Ambisporaceae. The record is from the annotation of a GenBank genome assembly.